Messenger RNA from Penicillium brevicompactum, 984 nucleotides. RefSeq names its product zinc-dependent alcohol dehydrogenase family protein. The coding region runs from base 1 to 984 and encodes 327 amino acids. The transcript has 3 exons. The record is from RefSeq and is a predicted model, not a curated record. Gene Ontology annotation, molecular function: oxidoreductase activity. NCBI's taxonomy places the organism in Eukaryota, Fungi, Ascomycota, Eurotiomycetes, Eurotiales, Aspergillaceae.
AUGGUUACUCAAACUACUGCUUGGGUGUUGAAGGAUCAACAAGGUAUCGACAGUCUGCAGCUAGUCGAAAAUCACCCCGUCCCCACUUUAAAAGACGAGGAGGUUCUCGUGAAGUUACAUGCCGUGUCUCUGAACUACCGCGACAUAGUUAUUGCAAAGGGCGAACCCCAACUUCCAUGCUUCACACCCAAUGUGACACCAGCUUCCGACGGAGCCGGCAUCGUCGAAGCAGUCGGCUCCCGAGUCAAUUCAUUCAAGCCCGGAGAUAGAGUCUGCACACAUCUCGUCUCGCAAUUACCUCCAUCUGAUGCGCCGAACUUUCUUGAUAUCAACUCUGGGCUUGGUCAGCAUCUUGAUGGAACACUGCGUCGCCAAGGUACUUUCCACGAAUCGGCUUUGGUUUCUAUGCCCGCUGGAUUGGAUUUCUUACAAGCGAGUACCUUGACUUGCUCCGGGCUUACUGCUUGGAAUGCUCUAUUUGGACUCGAGGCACAGGCUCCUCGGAAAGGAUCGAGUGUUCUCGUGCAGGGAACUGGUGGUGUAUCGAUAGCUGCGCUGCAGUUCGCUCUCGCCGCUGGAUCGACUGUCAUCGCCACGACCAGCACAGACGCCAAGGCUGAGCGAUUGAGAUCUCUCGGUGCUCAUCAUGUCAUUAACUACCGCACCACUCCUGCCUGGGGAGAGGUGGCUAAGAGCCUCACGCAGAAUAGCGUGGGCGUGGAUAUUGUCGUUGAUGUGGGUGGUCUGUCUACUCUAGCACAGUCACUGAAAGCCUUGCGCACAAAUGGUCUCGUCGCGGUGACAGGACUGCUUGGAAAGCCGGAAGAUCAAAUCGCCAUUCCCUCAUUGCUAGAUUGCUUGGUUAAUGUGUGUACAGCAAGAGGGAUUUUGCUAGGAACUCGUGACCAGUUCCACGCAAUGAAUCAGUUCAUCGCCGAAAAGGAAAUCAAGCCUAUCAUCGACGAGAAAAUGUUCAGCUUGUAA